GUACAAAACAGCGAUACUGGAAUGGCUUGGUUUACGCCGAUUUUACUAUUGAUAGUUUCUACUGCUUCUUGUGUUUUCUCGCAAGAAACAACACAGUGUGUUUGUUUAGAAUAUGAACAAAAGCAACAACAGACGCAAGAAAUUAUUGCAAAACUGGAAAAGAAGUUUGAAGCUAAAAUCGCUUCCCUUGAAAGGACAACUGGAGAAUUAUUAAAAAAGUCAAAACGACAAGCAAAAAGAAUUGAGGAACUGGAAAAGAAAGAACUGUUUUUGGGAAACAAUACAGAUGGAGAAGAGAAAAAGCCAAUGACAAACGGGACUAGGGAGUGGUCUGAAUGGACAGAUUGGACUCCUUGUUCUGUUACAUGUGGCGUCGGAAACAAGAAAAAAGUUCGACAAUGUAUUGGACCCAAAAACGGAACGAACAACUGUAUAGGUCACAUGAAAGUGCAACUACCCUGUAAAAUACAAUGUCCAGCCAAAGAGCGCGAAGAAAGAGACAGCGACUGGGAUGAGUGGUCUGAAUGGUCGGCAUGUGAAAACACUCGUUGUCCAAGAGCUUUUGAUGAAAAUAGAAAAAACAAAGGAUUUGGAAUACAGAUUAGAAUGCGUAAAUGCAACAUAGAAAAAUGCCCAGGAAAAUCGAAAGAAAAACGAGAAUGUGAAAUCGAAUGUUCUGCAGAUUCAGAUGAAUAUAGCAAACAAAAUGGAUAUGGGGAAUGGUCUGAGUGGACUGAGUGUAAACCGCUUUUACCAUGCAACACCGAUACACAACGAAGCCAUAAAAGGUGGGCAGUUGGAAGACAAACCAGAAGUCGUAAAUGUGAAGGUGUUGGUCAUUGCAACAAGGAGUUGUCGAAAACUAAAAGAUGUCGAAUAGAAUGUUCAUCAAAAGAAUGGUAAAAAGAGGAAAUUUCGUAACGUGCAUGUGGAUUCCUGCAGAAGAAAACUCUUGAUUAUUGCUUACCAACAAUGUUGCCAUUAUUACAAUUAAUAAUACUGAAUGCUUAUGAGUCAUUUAUAAUAAACUGAUUUGCUUUAACAUAACUGUGGCGUUCAACGGGCAUAUAUACUCCAAGAAUGAUUCCUAAAUUUAGAGAAAACUGUACAGCAAUUACUUCAACCGUCUCUAAACUUCUGAUUGAAGUACCCCGUCGGUGACCCCGCCUCAACCCCUAACUUAAAUAAACGUAAUAUCCGAAGAUAUGACAUGACAGUGACCUUUUUCUCACUAUUCAAAAUUUGAACAUUUUGAGAAUAAAAAAAAUCAUAAAAUUUAGCUGUACUUUCAGAAGAUCUUUCUUAAAAAAUCUCAUAGUUUUCUUCGGCCAACAUGGCUAAUAUAUGAAUAACAAUGAGCAGGCUACAUCGAAAGUAAAAUCGAAAAUUGACCAAUAAUGGCUGUUGACUCAGUAACCAAGUAAUUUGUUUUUACUCCACUAAUAUGGUCCUCGCUUAUACUGUACAUUUUACGCAUCAUGUUGAAACUAUUGGCAAAGAAGCAAACGCAAUUUCCCGAAUGCA
This is a messenger RNA of Styela clava, 1524 nucleotides long. RefSeq names its product thrombospondin-1-like. The record is from RefSeq and is a predicted model, not a curated record. NCBI's taxonomy places the organism in Eukaryota, Metazoa, Chordata, Ascidiacea, Stolidobranchia, Styelidae.